Hippoglossus stenolepis (Pacific halibut) is the source of this 4004-nucleotide messenger RNA. RefSeq names its product neuroligin 3a (gene nlgn3a). The coding region runs from base 328 to 2904 and encodes 858 amino acids. Gene Ontology annotation, cellular component: synapse; postsynaptic specialization membrane; cell surface. The transcript has 8 exons. The record is from RefSeq and is a predicted model, not a curated record. NCBI's taxonomy places the organism in Eukaryota, Metazoa, Chordata, Actinopteri, Pleuronectiformes, Pleuronectidae. Gene Ontology annotation, molecular function: signaling receptor activity; neurexin family protein binding. Gene Ontology annotation, biological process: modulation of chemical synaptic transmission; neuron cell-cell adhesion; postsynaptic membrane assembly.
CCUCCCCCGAAUACUGAAACAUUGGCCCGGCUUUUUUUUUUAUUUCUGGAAACAACGGCAUGGAGGGAAUUACAACUCAGCAAGGCAGCACGGGCUAGAAGAUCUGACGAGCGGGACAAGGACUGUGAAUAAGAAUUCGUUGCAGAGCAGACUGCAUAACGACGGCCGGUUCACCUCGUCUGUAAGCCGGCAGGCUCCAGUGUCGCAGCUGAUGACUGUCCCUCAGCUGGUUGGACUACAGGGCUGAGUGGGAAGCCUGUGCUGUUGCUGAGGGGGUGCCCCGGCUUGUAUGUUGGUCACUUGCAGUCGCACUCACUCACAAGGACCAUGUGGUUUUCUCCAAGGAGAAGUCUUCUCCCCUCGCAGAACUGGAACGGUGCCCACAGUUGCACCAAUUUCAGCGUGUCCUUGUGGGUAUUGAGUUUUUGUUGGUGCUUUGCGGCCGUGAGAGGACAGAACUACCACCCCACUGUGAACACGCAGUAUGGGAAACUACGAGGGGUGAGGGUGCCGCUGCCUAGUGAUAUUCUAGGGCCCGUGGACCAGUACCUAGGGGUUCCGUAUGCCGCUUCCCCAGUGGGAGAAAAACGCUUCAUGCCCCCUGAGCCUCCUUCUUCCUGGUCAGGGAUCAAGAACGCCACCCACUUUGCUCCUGUCUGCCCCCAAAAUAUUCACAAUGCUGUGCCAGAGAUCAUGAUGCCGAUAUGGUUCACCUUCAACCUGGAUAUAGUUACCACAUAUAUACAGGAUCAACACGAGGAUUGUCUUUAUUUAAACAUCUAUGUUCCAACAGAGGAUGUCAAAAGAAUAUCCAAGGAAUGUGCCAGGAAACCCAACAAGAAAAUGUGUAGAAAAGGAGGGGCCCAUGCAAAAAAACAGGGCGAGGAUUUAUCGGAUAACGACGGUGAUGAAGACGAAGACAUACGAGACACCGGUGCCAAGCCCGUGAUGGUCUACAUCCACGGAGGAUCCUACAUGGAGGGGACGGGCAACAUGAUCGAUGGGAGCGUCCUGGCCAGCUACGGGAAUGUCAUUGUUAUCACUCUCAACUACCGCGUCGGAGUCCUCGGCUUCCUCAGUACCGGUGACCAGGCUGCCAAAGGAAACUAUGGGCUCCUCGACCAGAUCCAGGCUUUGAGGUGGAUCAGCGAGAACAUCGGCUUCUUUGGCGGCGACUCCAACCGCAUCACUGUGUUCGGUUCUGGGAUCGGAGCCUCCUGCGUCAGCCUGCUCACCCUGUCCCACCACUCUGAAGGUCUGUUCCACAGGGCCAUCAUUCAGAGCGGGUCAGCCCUCUCCAGCUGGGCGGUGAACUAUCAGCCGGUCAAGUAUACGCGUCUCCUGUCGGAGAAGGUGGGCUGUAACGUCCUGGAUACCUUAGACAUGGUGGACUGUCUGAGGAAGAAGAGCUCCAGGGAGCUGGUGGAGCAGGAUAUACAACCAGCGAGGUACCACGUGGCCUUUGGACCGGUAAUCGACGGUGAUGUUAUCCCGGAUGACCCCGAGAUCCUGAUGGAGCAGGGCGAGUUCCUCAACUACGACAUCAUGCUGGGGGUGAACCAGGGCGAAGGGCUGCGCUUCGUGGAGAACGUGGUGGACUCGGAGGACGGCGUGUCCGGGAAUGACUUUGAUUUCUCCAUCUCAGACUUUGUGGACAGUCUGUACGGGUACCCAGAGGGCAAGGACACGCUGAGGGAGACCAUUAAGUUCAUGUACACGGACUGGGCAGACAGGGACAAUCCAGAGACCAGGCGCAAGACGCUGGUGGCUCUCUUCACCGAUCACCAGUGGGUAGAGCCAUCGGUGGUGACGGCUGAUCUCCACGCUCGCUACGGCUCUCCCACCUACUUCUACGCCUUCUACCACCACUGCCAGAGCCUGAUGAAGCCUGCCUGGUCGGACGCCGCCCACGGGGACGAAGUGCCCUAUGUUUUUGGAAUUCCUAUGAUUGGUCCCACUGACCUUUUUCCCUGUAACUUUUCAAAGAACGAUGUCAUGCUCAGUGCUGUGGUCAUGACCUACUGGACCAACUUUGCCAAGACUGGGGAUCCCAACAAACCGGUUCCCCAGGACACCAAGUUCAUCCACACCAAGGCCAACCGCUUCGAAGAGGUGGCCUGGUCCAAGUACAACCCCCAGGACCAGCUGUACCUGCAUAUCGGCCUGAAGCCACGUGUGCGCGACCACUACCGCGCCACCAAAGUGGCCUUCUGGAAACACCUAGUGCCCCAUCUGUACAACCUCCACGACAUGUUCCACUACACCUCCACCACCACCAAAGUGCCCCCGCCAGAGACCACGCAGAACAACCUGUCCACCAAGAGACCCAACGGGAAAACCUCCUGGCCAUUCAACACCAAGCGGCCUCCCAUGUCCCCGGCCUACAACAGUGAGGACAAAGACACUUGGAACGACGAUGAGGAGACGGGGCCACUGGUGGUGGAGAAUCCUCGGGAUUAUUCCACAGAGCUCAGCGUCACCAUCGCCGUCGGAGCCUCGCUGCUGUUCCUCAACGUGCUGGCCUUCGCUGCCCUCUACUACCGCAAGGACAAGCGGCGGCAGGACUCCGGCCAUGGGCAGCCCAGCCCACAGCGCCAGACCACCUCCAACGACAUUGGCCACCACGCGCCCGAGGAAGAGAUCAUGUCGCUGCAGAUGAACCAGACGCACCAUGAGUGCGAGGCGGGGAACAGCAACGAGGGGGCCCUUCGCUUGGCCUCGCUGCCCGACUACACGCUCACUCUGCGGCGCUCUCCAGACGACAUCCCCCUCAUGACCCCCAACACUAUCACCAUGAUCCCCAAUUCCCUGGUGGGCAUGCCCAACCUGCACCCGUACAACACCUUCACAACCGGCUUCAACUCCACCGGCCUGCCGCACUCCCACUCAACCACCCGUGUAUAGCUUUAGGAGGCCAGGGACAGCCGGCGCAGGCGGCAGGGUGGGUGGGAGGGCGAUUGUGUCGGUGGCGGAGGAGGAGGAGCAGGCGAACGAACAAACGGAGGAGAGGAUUGUGUUUUAUAAAUAUCACAGGGAGGGGGAGGGCUACGAGGGGGAGGGCAGGAGUCGGAUUAAAAUGUGAAGAGAUUUAACUAGACUUUUACAACGAGGAGAGUUGCUGAGAGCUCUCUGUGGAUGUCAAGUUGUGCAGAGCUGCCAAAAUCAAACUGCUUCCCUUCCUCUGAUCGGGGGGAAGGGGGUCUUUCUGCAGUGUUUUUUUCUAAAAUAAUCAUUUUAAAAGCCUUUUUAAGCAGACUGAGGACAUAUCAACACUUUUUUUUCUUGAAUUCAUAACAGAAAUAAAGAAAAAGUGCUUUUUAUUUCCCAUCCCUUGCUCCUGCGGGAGACACAUCUAGAAGGAUGGCCUCUGCGUCAAUAUUCGCGAAAAAUGUUUUUAAUUGCUUCUUUCUUUUGUUUUACGUUUCAAUGCCUUACGAAGCUUGUUCUUUUUUGUCAUUAUUUCUAUUCCCUGAGACUAUUCCAAGUGGAGCCUGUUACAAAGCAGAUGAGACUCAAAGAUGAGAGACUGAAUCGAGGAUGGGAACCUAGAGGAUAUGCAGAUGUAGAGAUUUUAUGCCCAUUUUGGGCAACUUUUUUUUUUUUCUUUCUGUUGUGUAUCAACACAACAACAACAGCCACACAAAUGAUGUUAUCUUUUUUUUUUUGCAUAUAGAAAUAAUUUGUGUGGGACAGCACUUGCUGAGAGGAAGCAGAGAUAAAUACUAUGUUACUGUGAUUGUUUUGUUAAGAAAAAAAGUGCAUCUUUUACAGCCAAUUUAUCUGUUAAGCUAUCCGAUAUUAUCUCCACAAAGUGUGCACGUACACAUGCUGCUUAGAGCACCUGUGUGUUUGUGUGCAUGUGAAAAUGAUUUCUCAUUCCUCGCGUGCAAGUGCAGUGAAGAGACACAUUGUCGGAACUUGCAAAUGCGGGAGUAGAGAAAGAGUGUGUGUGUGUGUGUGUGUGAGAGAGAGAGAGAGAGAGAGAGAGAGAGAGAGAGAGUGUA